Schizosaccharomyces octosporus yFS286 is the source of this 1185-nucleotide messenger RNA. RefSeq lists its product as uncharacterized. NCBI's taxonomy places the organism in Eukaryota, Fungi, Ascomycota, Schizosaccharomycetes, Schizosaccharomycetales, Schizosaccharomycetaceae. Bases 267 to 1079 code for a protein of 270 amino acids. The transcript has 4 exons. The record is from RefSeq and is a predicted model, not a curated record.
UUUUAAUUUAUAUCACUUUUUUUUGUCUAUUCCGGGUUUUUUUGUUUUAGGAUUCUCUUAGAGAUUCUUUUCUAGAAUGAUAUACUGAAGACUCUCGUAACUUUUAAGUUUUACAGUAAUUGUGUCGGUUUAACGUUUUCCUCGGUUCUUCUUGGUAUCAGCAGUUUCUAAGGGCUCUAAAAGAAAACAUAAUAAAUACAUAGGAUAUUAACAUUUCUUAUUGAUAUCCUGCCAGUAUUCAUUUCAAGAAAUAGGUGCAGUCUCCAAUGCAAAUAUUGGACUCUCGAAAAAUGGACCACAAAAAGAUGAUUGACCAAAUAUCGAAGCUCCCACAUGAAAAGAUCUCUGUCCCAGAACUCAUUACUCUCCUAGAUAUCCAUUACAGCGACAUGUUUCACAUAAACCCUUGGAUGAAAAAGGAAAUAACAAAAUUAGCCUAUGAGUUUGUCAAAAAUGAUCCAAAUCACCAGCUUUCGAAACAUGAUGCUCGCGAUCUCGUAGAGGCGUUUAUCAAUGUGCCUGUAACAUCGCUCGAUACACAGUCGAUGCCUUCAAGUCUUCCCUUAUAUUCCACUAGUAUUGAUGAUAUAUCUACUGAUUUAUCUGUAGAUUCCAGUCUCUUACCUCAGUCUCUUUCUUCCCCGAACGAUUUAUCACGAUCCUCUUCUCCUGAAAAAUUUUCUGAUAAUUAUUUUGUUGCAGCUUUUCAGAAAACUCAGUCCCACUUUGCUCAUACAGACUCCCUUAUAGAUUCGGCUUUCUUCAAUAUUCAGAACUGCAUGGCUUCUAUCCAAAAUUUUAAGAAAGAGGAUAUUUCGUCUCAGCUUGUCGACAGUCGUAAGCAAUCGGAAGCUUCACUUCGUUCCUCCAGAUAUCGUUCUUCUUCAAAAGUGUUGGAGUCUACAGGUUCUACUCCAUACCAAAAAAAAAGUACUUCGUCUCACAUUACCAGCUUCUGGGAACCUUCUUCUCCAUCCUAUUACAUCAAAGCCUGUAUAAUCCUUGUGAUUGCUGUUAUCCUUUAUACCGUCUUCUACUCUUCCUCGAAGCCUAAUCCUUCCAAAACUCGUCCCUCGUAAUCAACCAUGUUUAAAAAAUUAUUUAUUGUUAUUAGUUUAGGGAAUUCAUUUCGUCGUUUACCUUCCAUCAUUCAAAUCAUUCAAAAUCACUUGGAAGUGCUAUUUC